Sardina pilchardus (European sardine) is the source of this 5000-nucleotide messenger RNA. It is a transcript of the gene phldb1a, whose product is annotated as pleckstrin homology-like domain, family B, member 1a. The record is from RefSeq and is a predicted model, not a curated record. Gene Ontology annotation, biological process: regulation of microtubule cytoskeleton organization. Bases 60 to 4595 code for a protein of 1511 amino acids. Gene Ontology annotation, cellular component: basal cortex. The transcript is spliced from 24 exons. Lineage: Eukaryota; Metazoa; Chordata; Actinopteri; Clupeiformes; Clupeidae. Gene Ontology annotation, molecular function: protein binding.
GUUGUUUCAUCCGUUGACUUUUUUAUUGCGAAGUUUUUGUCAUGGAUGCAGUGAAUACCAUGGACAACUGGAAAAAUAAGGACCCCCACAUGAUUGAUGAAGUGACUGACAACCAUCAAGACAUCAUGGACAGCCUGAACAGAAAUGUGCCGGAACAUUGCAGACAGACGCACCAGGUGCUGCAGGGAACCCCUCUGGACCUGAUCGAGACGGGGAAGACGCUGAAGGUCCAGGCCGAUCGUCCCCACCUGGUCAGCCUGGGGAGCGGCCGCCUGAGCACGGCCAUCACGCUGCUUCCUCUGUCAGAGGGAAAGACCACACUUGGACAUGGAAACACCGACAUCAACAUCCAGGGCCCUGGCGUCACAGCCCAACACUGCUACAUUGAGAACAAGGGAGGCAUCAUCAUCCUCUACCCCUGUGGGAACCUGUGCUCCAUGGAUGGCCUAAAGAUCACCAAACCCACGAGACUUUCACAAGGGUGCAUGCUGUGCUUCGGUCAGUCCGCCUUUUUCCGCUUCAACCACCCAGAGGAGGCCCUGAGGAUGAAGAACAUGAUGCCAGGAGGAGGAAGCCACGGCCCCACCAGCAGCUACAGGACCCACACAGAAUCACACUCCAUGCUAAACGGGAACCAUCAGCAGGGGGGUCGUGAGGGGAGUCGCCCGGGUCACGGCACCCUGGUCCGGUCCAUUGAGCAGGACCUCCAGGACAUCAUGGACUCUCUGGUCAUGGACGAUGCCCAGUCGUCCACCUCCUCCGAGUCCCGUAAGCUGCCCCACAACCCCAUCCCCCAGUCGCCGCUCUCCCCCGUGAUGAACGGAGGCGGUCGCUUCCCGGCGUCCUCCCCCACCAGCCCCGGCGCCAUGUCGGUGGGCUCCAGCUACGAGAACAACUCGCCGCCCUUCUCGCCCCUCUCCUCGCCCUCGGUCACCAGCAGCCAGGGGGGCCUGCAGGAGAUGGCCAACCCCCCGGUGCCGGCUCGCACCUCCAGCUUUAGCCACGGCACCCAGCCCCCGGUGCCCCAGCCGCGCUCCUCCGUGCCCAAGAGCGGCAGUGCCUUGGGGCACAAGGUCCAGGAGAGCCCCAGGCUUCACAGGAAGGCCUUGGUGGAGGCUCCGCCGAGCCCGUCGUCCACGCGCAGGGAUCCUACGCAGGCUCGAGGGUCCUCCUCCAUCCCCGUCCCCAUGGUUUCCGGGGACAGACAGGCUAGCGCCAGACUGACCCCCAAGUCGACUCCGACAUCGUCCUCUCCAGCCUCGUCCAGCCCGCGGUCCAGCGUGGGCUCCUCGGUGCAGGAGUGCCCUCCGAGCCCCAUGCGGCAGCAGGACUUCGCCCGCUCGUCCAGCCCGUCGAAGCAGCCCAGCCAGAUCCCGCGCCUGGCCCCGUCCUCCGUGGACGGCCCUCUCCACGCGGUCCAGCCCCAGCCUCGCUCGCUGCCCCCGGGGAGCCCGCAGACGGCCCGCCGCACCCUCCCUCCCCCCAGCCCGUCCACCGUCCGCAGAGGGGUGCCCGUCCUCCCGGGGGCGCUGCCCGGCGUCCCCCUCACCCCGCGCACCCCCCUGACCAAAACGGUGCCCGAGAGCCCCAGGCAGCACCGCAGGGUCACCUCCCCGGGGGGGGAGGAAGAGGGGGGCGGCUCGGCGGGGGUGAGGGGUCUGAGAGGGCGCAGCCCGUCCCCCUCCCGUCACAGGGACCACCCCGGCGGCCGGCAGAAGGCCGGGGCCGCCCUCGCCACCUCCGCUUUGGGCGCGCAGCCAGGGGUGUCGCCCCUCACCAGCCCGCGGGCCCAGAGGAAGGCUGGCCGGGACGGGCGGAUGGCGGCGGCGGCGCCCCCGUUUGGCCGCGAGCGCAAGAACAGCAUCUCGGAGAUCAGCGACAACGAGGACGAGCUGCUGGAAUACCACCGACGGCAGAGAGAGGAGAGGCUCCGCGAGCAGGAAAUGGAGAGGCUGGAGAGACAGAGGUUAGAGACGAUCCUGAGCCUGUGUGCGGAGUACAACAAGGGCGACGGCCCCUGUCCAGCCGGCGAGGUGGGCAAGGCGGGCCUCUUCCCUGGGAUGGAGGAGGGGGCCGUGCGGCGCCCCGGAGCUGACCCCGCAGGCGGGGUCUCCCAGCAGGGGCUGGGCCACAGGCAGAGGGAGAGCGACGAGGAGAAUCUCACCGAGGAGUGCAGCAGCACCGAGAGCCAGCACCAGGAUCACGAGGACGCCGGCCGCACAGGUGUGUCCUCUCAGCAGGAGCUGCCCUACCUGGAGGAGGAGCGCGUGCGCGUGCUGGCCCGCGUGGACGAGCUCAAGGCCCGCGUGACCGAGCUGGAGCAACAACUGCAGGAGUCCAGGCAGGAGGCUGAGAUGGAGCGGGCGCUGCUACAGGGUGAGCGGAGGGCGGAGCUUGAUCAGGUGCAGGCGGAGUUUGAGAUCAUUAACCAGCUGCAGUACAAGCUCAGUGACCUCGACAGCGCCACCCAGAGGGAGAAGGACAAGAAAGCGGAGGCUCUGGAGUCGGGCUCCAAGCGCUUCGAGGACCUGGAGUUCCGUCAGCUGGAGCGCGAGAGCGGCCUGGAGGAGGAGAAGGAGACGGUCAGCCGCCAGCUGCUGCAGGAGAAGGCCGACUACCACCGCAGCGUGGCCAAGAGGAAGGAGAGGAUGGCUGCGCUGGAGAUGCAGGCCAACCAGCUGGGGCUGCAGGCGGCGCAGGAAUGCGAGCGGAUGGCCAAGGACCGAACGCUGGCGCUGCAGAUGCUCCAGAAGGAGAGAGAGCAGCUGUCGAGCAUAGAGAAGCGCUAUCAUGAGCUGACCGGAGGGAGAAGUUUCCCAAAGCCUUCCAGCACCAUGAAGGAGGAAGUGCUUCAUAUCAGCGAGCCUGACCUCGUAGAAGAGGUCUUUCCCCAGCCGCAGCCCCUCGUCCACCCUCCUGCGUCCUACUGUCAGAGCCUUGCCCCUCACAUAAAUCCUCUCAGGCCCCAGGAGGAGUAUCUGAGGCUUUCUGAUGUCUAUAAGAUGUAUGGGUCCAGCAGUGUCCAAGCCCACACUACCUCCUCUCUACCCCUCAGCUACUCCUCUCUCCCUGUUAUUCCAGACUCUCCUCGCGAGUACAUUACGGUCGGUCAGUUAAACGAGCUCUACGGGAUGCCCAAGCUGGAUCCCUCGCCCACGUCCCCCCUCCAGUCAUUCCAACAGUCGAUCCCCGAGCCCCCGCCCACCAGCUACAGGUCGCUGUACGGCUCGUCCCGCUCUCUGGCGUCCGAGAGCCAGCCCGAGCUGAUCCGGCCUCACGGCCCCAGGCUUGAUUUAGAGCGCUGGUACCAGGACUUAAUGUCCGCUGGGGAGCCCAGCCAGCCGUGUCCUCCCCCGCUCCCGGCUAAGUCGCACUCCGGCCGCCGGCCCAUGCAGGUGUACCGCGGCAAGAUUGACGGAGAGGGGGGGGGGCAGAUGACCCUUACGCGGGGGAACACCAACGGGACGGCCACUCCGCCUCAGUCCGGCGCUGCCCUGCCGGGCAGGGAGACACCAACAAAGAUGCUCGGCCAUUCCUCCAGCCUCUCCAAGGAGCUGUCGGAGCUGUCCCUCACCCAUCUGGACCUGGAGACCAAGAGACAGCUGGCCAUGCAAAGCAGAGGCCAGUCGUUGGAUGAACAGAGGGGUCGUCCGGGGGAGCUGAAGCAGAGAUCUGCAGUGGAUCUGCAGAACCACUGGGGGGCGCUGCAGGGCUCCCAAUCGCAGCUCAACAUGUCGUUCCCCUCGUUUGGCAACAGCGGCGGCCCUGCCAUGGUGCACCACUCCAUCCUCCACCACCAGGCCCCGCCUCCCGGCGGAGAGCAGGCUUUUGACACCCUCAGCCUGGAGAGCUCCGACAGCGUGGAAACCAGCGUCUCCACGGGCAACAACUCUGCCUGUUCCCCGGAGAGUGGCAUCGGCAUGGCGGGCCUGAGGCUGGAGGAGAUGGAGAAGAUGCUGAAGGAGGCGCAGCAGGAGAAGGCCAGACUGGUGGAGAGCAGAGAGAGGGAGGCGCAGGCUCGGCGCCAGAUGCUGGAGGAGGAGCGCAGGAGGCGCGAGGAGGUGGAGAGGAGGCUGCAGGAGGAGACGGCGCACAGGCAGCGUCUGGUCGAGGAGGAGGUGAAGCUGAGGGAGAAACACUGCUCUCAGGCUCGUCCGAUGACCCGGUAUCUGCCAAUCAGGAAGGAGGAGUUUGACCUCCGCUCCCAUGUGGAGUCGUCUGGCCACUGCGUGGACACCUGUCCCUAUGUCAUCGUGAGCGAAAAGAUGUGCAAGGGGCAUCUCGUCAAAAUGGGCGGCAAGAUCAAGUCCUGGAAGAAGCGCUGGUUUGUCUUCGAUCGGCUGAAGAGAACCUUCUCCUAUUACAUAGACAAGCAUGAGACCAAGUUGAAGGGAGUCAUCUACUUCCAGGCAAUCGAGGAAGUUUACUACGACCAUCUUCGCAGUGCUACCAAGAGCCCGAAUCCUUCCCUGACGUUCUGCGUCAAGACUCACGACCGCCUCUACUUCAUGGUGGCUCCCUCGGCCGAGGCCAUGCGCAUUUGGAUGGACGUCAUAGUGACCGGGGCCGAGGGCUACACGCAGUUUAUGACCUGAUCGAGCUGAGUGCCCACCGGAGGGUCGCUUAAGUGAAGAGCGAGCGCGAGAGAGAAAGAGAGAGAAAGAGAGAGAGAGUGGUUGGGGUCUGGUCUGGCACCGCGGGGGCAGCACCGAAGGGGGCGAGGGGAGUCUCCGCUGCUCCCUCAGUCUGGCGCUCACACUCCCACCCUGCCUCAGCUGGUGUGGAAACGUGGGCACGGGCGCCAACACACGCCACCAGCUGCUAAGACAAAAACAAAAAAACUGCUAAGAGCUCAAAGAGAUGCUCACUUUGUACUCGUCUAAAAGGAAAUGACAUUUUGUUUUUUCCCCCCCAUCACAAAAAAAGGAUCAUCGGGGAGAUUCCUUUGUGUACUUACUGACUUGUAUGAUUUUUUGUGCGUUAAAAACGUGUAGUCUGCA